UUAAGAGAAUUGUUGCACCAAAUACGAAUUACGUUUAGCUUGUAUUGCAGAUGACCGGUUAUUGUCGCUAAUAUAGCGCCCUACACUUGCACAUGGAUUAUAAAGGUAAUGAUCCAUUAUAACCUACAACAUCUUAUAAAAUACAUCAAAUAAGAAAAUGUUUAAUAGCAUGUAUCGGAGUUACUUUUGGCUUAGCCUAUGGCCUAUAGCCGCCACCGUGGCUGAUGUCAUUUGUGACUCUAGCAGUAGCAAACCGUCUUGUUUUUACGCAGAAGCUAAGUACCUCCCCCACAACAGCGUCGCUUCGGCUUUGAAAAAUGUAGCCAAACUUGAACGCGCGUGCUCAGACAAGACACUUUUGACAAAGCAAACAUGGCGGGUGACAAGGAUCCUCUGAGCCGGCUGAUGGACCUGGCCGAGCUGAAGGACCAGCUGGAUGACCUUCAGAAGCGCAUGGAGGACGAGGUGCAGGCCGGAAUCCCUCAGGGGGGCAGUGUGCUGGCCUCUCCCUUCUUGAAGGGCUUCGUUGCGGGGUACCUUGUGGCCAGGUUCCGCUCUUCUGCUGUUUUUGGGGUGAUCGUGGGGACCUGCACUGGCAUCUACGCUGCGCAGAACUACAAGGUCCCCAACAUCGAGAGGACCUUCAAAGACUACUUUCAGAGAAGGUCCAAGUAAAGCAGGAAGAGAGUUCCAUUCCAUCUCCAGGAAGGACAACCAUCAUCUUUCUUCACAUAGUGCCAAAGUGAACUAUUUUUUCGUCCUGUUUAUACUGGAAUAAUUUUUUAAUAUUCCGUAUUAAAAUAUUUGAGUAGAAUAAUGUGGGUAUUUGGGACGUGGUGCAUAAGGAAAAUUUGGGUCCAUUUCAGGGGUCUAAGCAUUAAUCUCAGUGAAGGUGUGAUGUGCUUUCCUCAGCAUGGGGACCCAGUUCCCCCCCCCACCCCCCCAAAAAAUUUUUGUCAUCACAAUUGUCGUUAUUGUGCCUCUGGAAUUACUAUGCAACCUGUACACCAGGAGUGCUGUUUCUGGAGCGUGUGUCUACUCCAGUGCGCUUGCCUGUUGGCCAUUUACUGUAUUACACUCUACUUGCAUACAGCACUGCAGAAUUAAGUUAGCGGUGGCUGGAAGAGAGGCUCAUCUCUCUCACUGUAGAUGACUUUGCAGUCUCGGGCACCUGGCGUGCUGUUGGGAAGAGCUCACGCAACAGUUGGAAGCACCCCUGGAAGCACGGUACAGUUUUUAGCCCAGGGAGGAUCAGUUUCUGUAUUAGUUUUAACAGAUGGUCAUAGGAGGCCUUUCUAAAUUGUUUGUGGUCAUAGUCUUGGGGUGAUUUCUUGUCUACUGGCCUCCUAAAAUGCCAAGUGCAGCUGCCUAUUUAAUCUGUGACAAUCAAGAGGAAAUUAGCAUUUUUUCAUUUGACAUAUAUAUAUAUAUAUAUAUAUAUAUAUAUAUAUAUAUAUAUAUCAACUCAACCAUAUUUCUACACCUUUUCUGUGCCUUCAUUAACUCCUUGCUGGAGUAACAUUGGAAAAAAGCUUUUUGUUUAGUACCCCUGCUGAGUCAACACCCCCGUCUUAUGGACACUGCAAGAAUUGCAAUUCUGGAUGCACAAUCUGUCCAAUUCCCCAGUGCUGGACAAUUUUACCAGUGCACUUAAGCAUUGUCCUGAACAGGUAAACUCGGCCAAGAAUGAGUUUUAUGUUGUUAUGUCGAUUUCUUACCCAACAAGAGUCCCAUCGCGGAAGGUCCACCCGACACAGGCGUGUUUUGUCUUUUGUCUUCUCACGUUUCGGUGAGGGUUUUUUUUGUUGUUGUUGAAAACGGGCUGUGCUGCGGAGUCUGGAGACUGCUGCACCUCUCCAGAAGUUUGCCCAGCAGUGCUAAAUGUGUCAGAAAGCUCUUUGAAAGGCAGUGUUCCUAUCUUGAGUCUUUUUCUCCAAGCGAAAGAGGCGAUGCACUUUGGGGACCACCCUGUCUAGCUGUUACACAGUUAAACUCCGUGGCCUGCGCUGCCUACAGAAAAAUGUCAGUAGCUUGUCGACAUCUCAAAACUCACAACUGCCUUCAUUAUUCUUCUAUAGUUUGUAAGCAAUGUGCACCCUUGUUUAUCUUGCAGUAUUUUUCGAUUUUGAAAUUGCAUGGGUCCAAUACGUACUACAACCUUUACAUAUAGAUAAGGUUCUUCAUAGUUGCGUACAUAUUUUUUUGUGGUUAUGACAGUUUUUUAUUUAAUGUUCAGACAAAAGAAUUCAUCAUUCGCUAAUGAAUAUAAGGCUUGUUGAUCAAGCUUUGUGCAUUUGUGAAAGUCACAGCAGAGAAUGUAUGUGCUGUACUUUUAUAAAGUGGAACCCAAAAUUUCAGAUUAAAUCCCAAUAAAACAUUUUCAAGUGAA
Anguilla anguilla (European eel) is the source of this 2389-nucleotide messenger RNA. Its product is annotated as SLC35A4 upstream open reading frame protein-like. The record is from RefSeq and is a predicted model, not a curated record. The transcript has 3 exons. Lineage: Eukaryota; Metazoa; Chordata; Actinopteri; Anguilliformes; Anguillidae. The coding region runs from base 373 to 675 and encodes 100 amino acids.